AUGGUUAAGCGUAACAUUCUUUUGAUGGUCGCCGACGACCUCGGCAAGCAACUGGGCUGUUACGGCAACACGAGUAUCCAAACACCGCAUCUCGACAAACUCGCUGCUGAGGGUACCCGAUUCGACCAGGCAUUUACGAGUACAGCCUCCUGCAGUGCUAGUCGAUCGGUGAUCUAUACAGGACUGCAUACUCACCAGAACGGGCAAUAUGGGCUCCACAACGGGCGUCAUCAUUUCACAACCUAUGACCACGUUGAAACUGCCCCUGCACUGUUCUCGAAGCAUGGUUAUACUACCGGCUUAAUUGGCAAGGUCCAUGUUGGGCCUUCGUCUGUCUAUCCCUGGGACGCGUGUGCGGAAAGUGACAGUCGUGACGUAGCAUCUGUCGCUGACCAGGCUGCGGCAUUCUUCCAAAGCUCAAAGUCGAAGGAGCAGCCGUUUUUCUUAACAAUCGGCUUUAUCGACCCACAUCGCGAUGUAACUCGAUCUGGAUUUGGGAACGAUGAGAAGUAUGACUCCCGUGUGAAGACUAUCGAUUAUUCUCCGGAGGACGUUGUGGUUCCACCUUUCGUUAAUGAUCUACCCAAGGUCCGCUAUGAGUUUGCAGAAUAUUACAAGUCUAUCUCUCGCCUUGACCAGGGUGUUGGCAUGGUUUUGGAGGGACUUGAAGAAUCCGGUCUGAGCGAUGAUACACUUAUACUGUUCGUCAGUGAUAAUGGGCCCCCAUUUAUCAAUUCCAAGACAACUCUUUACGAUGCUGGCGUUUGUCUGCCCAUGAUUAUGAAGUGUCCUGGGUCUGCUGCUGGUGCCGUGAACCCAAACAUGAUAUCCUAUGUUGAUAUCCUACCAACACUUCUUGACUGGGCUCAGUAUCCCAGUCCCGAGAACCCAGCCCGUCUUGGUCGUUCAUUCCUUUCUAUUCUUUCAGAACAGACCCAGCUCGAUGCAUGGGAUCAGGUGUUUGGCUCACACACAUUCCAUGAGGUUACCAAUUAUUGGCCGACUCGUUUCAUGCGCAAUCGUCGGUACAAAUACCAUCGCAACAUUGCCUGGAGGCUUGACUUCCCUUUUGCCGCGGACAUCUAUGGCUCGCUGACGUGGGAGGAGAUCCGAAACACUGAGAGCAGUCCUAAAAUGAUAGGCUCUCGUCUAUUGAAAGAUUAUUUCUUCCGACCUGCUGAAGAGUUAUACGAUAUCCAAGCAGACCCGGAUGAGAUUCAUAAUCUUGCUAAGGAUUCUGAGUAUAGUCAGGUCUUGGAGGAGAUGAGGGCGACCAUGGAGAAAUGGCAAGGGAGAAGUGAAGAUGCCUGGCUUUAUCGUGAUGGUGUCUCGAUGUUACUGGUUAGGCAUCAUAUGAACGCUGGCUUGGAAGUUCCUGAUCGUUGGGACUUUGAUGCAGCCACUCCAGAAAGCAAAAACCAGCCCAAGUUUGCUGCCAAUUUUGCUUGGGGGCAAUAG
Penicillium angulare is the source of this 1458-nucleotide messenger RNA. RefSeq names its product sulfatase family protein. The coding region runs from base 1 to 1458 and encodes 485 amino acids. The transcript has a single exon. Gene Ontology annotation, molecular function: arylsulfatase activity. The record is from RefSeq and is a predicted model, not a curated record. Lineage: Eukaryota; Fungi; Ascomycota; Eurotiomycetes; Eurotiales; Aspergillaceae.